This is a messenger RNA of Protopolystoma xenopodis, 264 nucleotides long. Lineage: Eukaryota; Metazoa; Platyhelminthes; Monogenea; Polystomatidea; Polystomatidae. The record is from the annotation of a GenBank genome assembly.
AUGAUGGCCCCGAGGAUAUGGAUCUUGCCUGGCGCUUCUUUCAAGCGGUCUGGCUCAGACGGCCGUCGGUCUCCAGACUCCGAGUUCCAAAACAGACUUCUACAAAGCAUGCGGAUAGGAUCGGGUGACUCGCAGAAAUCAGUGCUCUGCUCCCGCAGGCAUCGUCCACUUCACUUCUCUCCUACAUCGGCGGGCUCGCUUAAGGCGAUUGCUGAUGUACCGGUGUGUCACUCUGGCCCACAUACCGGCCGGCCCUACGUCUGA